This is a messenger RNA of Penicillium canariense, 690 nucleotides long. RefSeq lists its product as uncharacterized. The record is from RefSeq and is a predicted model, not a curated record. The coding region runs from base 1 to 690 and encodes 229 amino acids. Lineage: Eukaryota; Fungi; Ascomycota; Eurotiomycetes; Eurotiales; Aspergillaceae. The transcript has a single exon.
AUGCAAAAGCGUGCUGUCAAGAACACAUCACGACCUCUUGUUUUGGAGGUCCCGGGCGGCGCGAGGGAUCCAUUGGACAAAGGCCUCCAUCUUGCCGCGCUUCGUGAACUUCUAGAAGAAAGGGGUAUAUUGUUAUUAAAGGCUGUGCCUCUACAGAAGGGAUUCUUCUAUUUCUGGAAACAUGAGGACCGCAAGACCGGUCACUGGAUAUGGUUGAUCAAAUUUGUCUUUGCUCAUACCGUUUCCGAACGUGAUGCCUGGCUCUUCAAUGAGCGCGUCUGGAACAGCGAUCGGAACGAGCCAACCGGCCAGAUAUCAACACUUUUUGACCCAGAAGAGGUCAGCGAUACCUUUUCAGUUACUGCACUCGACUUGAAGGGCAUGAUCAUGUGGAAUCCAGAACAUCAAAAAGAAGCCAGCAACCCCAAGCUCCUUGUUGUUCAAAAGCAGACAUACAAUAUACUGGAGCAUUUGUUCUAUCUCCUGCCACACAUGGCUGAAUCCUACGACGACAAAAAUCGAAUUUGCUAUGCUAAAAGAUCACCCAUUUCGGGGGAGACCUAUCUAAGAAUGGAUGGACAGGCUGUAUCAAGAUCGCGUCUCCGGGCGGAGGGCCUGUUAGAUCUAGCCGAGGGCGCUAUGAAGAGGUACAGUUUGGCUGUCUUGGUCACAAUGAAAAGGAUAUCCUAG